AUAAUGUGUUGUGUUACAGACACUACUGAGUGAGUUCAACAAGGAGCAGGAGGCGUUCAUUAAGGCGAAGGGAGGUAAGGGAGGCGAAACUCUGGCGCCCUGGGUCGGCUACCCUGACGAAGACAGCCUCAAGGAGGAGAUCCUCGCUCUCUCUACUGAUCGAAGGAACUUUGUACGUAGUCCCCCUACUGGAGUGAGCUUUGAGUUUGAGUUGGAAGCCUUCCUGCCCGUCGCUCAGGCUACCCUCGCCGCUGACCCCAACCUGGAGAAGAUGCGCUUCGAACUGGUGCCCAAGACGAUUAAUGAAGAGACCUUCUGGAGGAACUACUUCUACCGCGUUGGUCUUAUCAGGCAGAGCACAGAGCUGUCGUCGUUGGAGAGGGAAGGUGUGGACGCUGCCAACAAGACCACUGCAGAUGGAGACAAGGGAACUAAGGGUAAGGAUGAUGACGUGGACCACCCAGACAGUCCCAGCCAUGGAGGAGAGAGCGAGUUUGUCUCAGACUCUUUCCAGCCAUCAUCAAAAGACCUGGAGGAAGUGAAGCGAGGGAUCUCUAACCUCACCAAACCCUCAGAGGAGGACUGGGAGAAGGAGCUCCGUGAAGAACUUGGAGAGGAGCUGGGCGAGUACGAGGUGGUGGGUGGAGCUGGAAAGGACAACGAAAAGUGGGAAGAAGAGAUUCAAAAUAUGAUCGACGACGAAGACUCUGGAGAUCUCCGAUAAUUAUUAACCUAAAUUGCAGAGAUCCAAUGUUUAUAUAUUCAGAUACAGUACUUAGACUCUUUAGGAAUAAGGUAAUAUUUGGGUCAUAACUGAAACAACAGAGAUGUAUGACUAGCUGUUUAAAAUCAAAGGCUAUUCAUGUUUUAUACCAGUGAUUAAGAAGUUAAAUAUGUCUUAUGUGAAUUAAGAUGUAAAUAUGAAAACAGCAUCCCACAGUUGAAAGAAGUAAGACUGGGUCAAGUUAUCAGUUAUGAAUACGACAUUUACUUAACAAUUAAAAGUAUAUUGUGAUUGUUACUGAAGCAUUUAUCUUUUACACUUAACAGUAAGAGUGAUUGCCUUGUAUGGUUAAAGGAUGAAAAUAUUUAUUGUACUCUGUAAUUGUGAUCAGUCCUAAAUUCCUUUGAGGCUAAUGAUGGGAAAUUCUAAGAAUAAUGUUUAACAAUUGCCAUUCUCGUCAUCUUCCACUUAAUAAUACCCAGCAUAUAUGCAGAUAAAAUAAGAAACAAGAGUGUAUAAUUGGAUACGGCCUCUUUAGCUUUAGACCUUUGUUCUGUAAAGCUCAUUUUCUUAUGUUAAAAACAGAAAAUGAUCCUAACAGAUAUAAGUCAUGUAACAUUAGUAUCAGUUUACAUUCCUAGUACCUCCAUCCUCUCAUUGGUUUGAUACAAGGCCGCACUACCCACACUCCAUGAAUAAGACAUUUGAAGUCAAGGUAUUGUUGCCUUGUGAAAACUGGACCUAAAAAUCAAUGAGACGAAUGGAGCUCAAGGACAGAUGAACACAUUUAGUGGAACACCAGACCUGGAGGAUGAACAACAAUAUUGUUGUUGAUGAAUUUUUUAUGAAAUAAAAGACUGAUCAAAUAUAAACAAGUUAAUAAAGAAGGUUAUGAUAAUCUGCACUGACAAAUUUGUCAAAUUGAUAAAUGAAAGCAUAAAAAAUAUUUCGGUGUGUGCUUCGGUGAUUUGAAAGACAUUUUUGUUAGUUGAGAAGCUGUCAGUGUGAAGAAGUUACCAGGAGGUAAAUAUGUAUCUCAGCCCAUACAGUACACCUCCACAUUCACACUUCAGGAAUAUUACGUCCACUCUGUACUACCUGAAGGUGUACUGCAACCAAACUCAUUUGUAGUUGGGAAUCAGUAGAAUGAUUUUAAUUUUAUUGCUUGGUAAAUUAAUUGUCUUUCAUUGCAAUAAUAAAAACAAGUCUCUGCUUCCAUCAUCCAUAAACAAAAAUUGUUCUCACACUUAAUAAUUUUAUCAAGAUUUGUAAUUAUGUGCCUUAUGCAUUGGAGUAGGAGCUUCAGUUUCCAAUUUUUGUAAGAGGAUAACUGAACUUGAUUCCAGCUCUACAUAGGGCUCGUAAUGGCUGAUCUAGUCACAACAUGAUGUGCACGUUAAGCACUAAGUAAACAGUGGCGGGCUACCUUGACGCUACCGCUCUUAACGGUGUCAACAUGUGAUGUGACCUAGUGAUUUAAUGCUUACAUUUGGAUAUUAUUAAUGAUAUGGAUUUUAGAAGCUUUCAUCCAUCGGCUUCUAUAAGACAUAUUUGACUCUACAGUUCAGUGGCAGUCAACAAAAAUAAACAUAAUCAGUGAUACUGCAAGAAAUCACAGGUAGCUGUCACAUUUUACUGUGCUUAAUUAUGCAAGAAAGUAGUUCUCUUUUGCUGUUUUUUACUAUGUGUUUAUUUCAAUUUAGGAGACUCAUACACUGGAUGACAUUUUUAUGACCAUUGUUACAUGACAGUGUGUUUUCAGAAGUUUUGAGAACUAAAGCAGUUAUUUCUAAACAAACUUUUGCACAGUGUAAAUGAGCACAUCAGAUCCUCAGAUCUCAUGCAGCCCACUUUAUGGGCCCAUAUUCUCAAAGAAGUGUUGACUAAAAUUCUUCCUGUAAUUAGAGACAAGAGAAAGCAACUACCGUACUUUCAGUUGAGUCUCAGUCUAGUUAUGAUCCCAUUUUGGACAUUGUAUAAGACGUGUAGUUCAGGUGAGAUUGUACGAUACUUUCUUACGUCUCCAGUUAUGAGGAAAAUUUAAUGAACACAGUUUUAAGAAUGUCGCCCCAGGAUGGUAAUCAGCAAGAAGUGGAGAAUUACUGACACCAACAACAUCAAGAGGCCAGUGUGCUGUGGACAGACUCUAAGUAACACCUUGCAUUGCUUUACACAGCUUUAUGUGGGAAAAUAUUGAUAAAUAAUAUAUACAGUACGUAUGUCAUUUUGAUUUGGCAGAAAAAAAUAUUUAUUGAGUUUGUAUAAGAAAUACAGUACUGUACUGUAUACUUAUUUUAUGGUUUGUAAUAUAUUUAGUUUGAAUGAAUGCUUAAAUAUCUUAUAAAUAACUGUAGUUAUUAUUUAAGUAAUGCUGAUGUAGCUCCUCCUUAUGAUUGAUCUUUUUCUCUGAUCUUCAGGAUUUUAUUAGUUGUAAUGGAAAGUAUCACAUAAUAUGAUAGUGAUAAGUUCUUGCAAUAUUUUUAAUAGGGUUUAUUUACUUUUAUAUUUAUCAAGUUUAUGUUAGGGAUAGUAACACUCCAUAAGUGCAUAUUACUGGUGUUGAAUUAAAACUCUUUACUCACAAUCUUCAUGAUAAACUAUCUAGAAAAAUCUUCACAGCUCUCCUUCAGGAUGUGUGAUGUAAAAGUUGUAUGAAAGAGUGAGUCAUAAUUCCAUUUUGUGAGUGAUGGAACCAACAACAACAACAGCAGCAUCAUAAGGUGGACUUGAAUGUCCUGUAUUUUAACACUGGACCAAUGGUCAUUUUUAAGGGUCUCAGGCCAGUAGGCAGCAAACAAUCAUUAAAGUACCUCUUAAGUUGUCUGUAGGCUUAUGCUUGAACUGAAACGAGACGCUUCCUUGGGAUAACUUGGGCACAGACGACUUUGAAUUAUGUACGAUUGUAAACAAACCGCCUGGACACUGGGCCCUUCUUCAGCUUCUUCAUAAAUUGUUGGCCAUAAAGCUUUAUACUGUAUGAUAGUGAUCAGCCUCAGUGGUUCUCUGCCUCUAUAUUUCUGGAGUAUAUGUUAUUACCUCAUUAGGAUUAAUGUUUAUUUUGUGAAAAAGUGAUGCCGGUAAAAUUUUACUGCAGCUACAGUUAUUUAAAGUUGUUGUAAAGCUACAGCUGUAUUUUAUCCUAGUUUUAUAUAUAUACAGGUAUAUAUAUAUAUAUAUAUAUAUAUAUAUAUAUAUAUAUAUAUAUAUAUAUAUAUAUAUAUAUAUAUAUAUAUAUAUAUAUAUAUAUAUAUAUAUAUAUAUAUAUAUAUACACUAUAAUAUAAUAUAUACAGUUAUUACUCUGCAGAAAUGAUGUAUUUUCAGUGUAAAAAAAUGGAAUCCAUGAAAUGUUCAUAGAAAUAUUAAUGUCACUGUUAAUGUUUGAGAAUAUAAGAAAACACUUUAAAAACCCAUAAGACCCCAUCAAGAUGUGAAGAAGCUGAGAGUGACCACACCUCCCCUGGCACACUGCACCAUCUUCCUGCACUGUGACAGUAUGGAAGGUGCCUCAACAUGUAGCUAGACGGAUGUUGUGUGAUGGUUUGUUUGUAUGUAUGUUUGUUCAUUGUUUGGCAGCUGUCCUCUGCCAUGUGAUGUAGAAAUGUUGUCCCUUACUAUGUUAUACUAUGGUACCUGUGCCCAGUAAAAUGGAUUAACUA
This is a messenger RNA of Homarus americanus (American lobster), 4382 nucleotides long. RefSeq names its product synapse-associated protein 1-like (gene Sap47). The transcript is spliced from 5 exons. The coding region runs from base 272 to 724 and encodes 150 amino acids. The record is from RefSeq and is a predicted model, not a curated record. Gene Ontology annotation, cellular component: synapse; cytoplasm. Lineage: Eukaryota; Metazoa; Arthropoda; Malacostraca; Decapoda; Nephropidae.